UUAUAGAAGUAAAAUAAGUGAAAGUGUGCAACUCCAAUAAAAUAUCAGGCAAAGCCAACCGUAUCUAGCUAACAGGAGCCAACCGUUUGACGGCGUAGCGUGGCGGACUCCGGUAUGGGAUUGGUCACCACCACCGUUCAUAUGAACCUCAUCGUUCCUCAAUUCGGGCCGCUCCGAAACCACUCCACCUCCAUUCGGGUCAGCACCUCCGCCCGGAACAGAAGGAGCAGUUUAGCUGGAUUUGUUUGCUUCGCCGCCGCUGAUGACGACGCCAGACAGAACCAGCAACCGUUGAGCACCACCGCAACUGGACCCGCCUCCGCCCUUGAAGAAAGACCUGCUACUGAUCUGCUUAAUAGUACCACUGAAGAAACACUGGGAAAUUUGGAGCAAGAUGGUGAAAAAGGUGCUCUCUAUGAUUUUCUAUAUCCUAGUAAAGAGCUUCUUCCUGAUGAUAAAGAAAUGAGCAUAUUUGAUCAUCUUGAAGAGCUGCGACAGAGAAUAUUUGUAUCAGUUCUAGUAGUUGGAGCAAGCAUUUUGGGAUGCUUUGCAUAUUCCAAAGAACUGGUAAAGCUUCUUGAAGCUCCAGUUAAAUCAGAGGGUGUAAAGUUUCUUCAGCUAGCUCCUGGCGAAUUCUUCUUCACAACUUUAAAGGUGUCUGGAUACUCUGGCAUCCUAUUGGGAAGUCCCAUCAUCCUCUACGAAAUCAUAGCCUUUGUGCUUCCAGGUCUAACAAAAUCUGAAAGAAGGUUUCUAGGGCCGAUUGUUUUAGGCUCAUCGGUUCUUUUCUAUGCCGGGAUAGCCUUCUCCUACUUAGUUCUGACACCUGCAGCAUUAAACUUUUUUGUUGAUUACGCCGAAGGUGCUGUUGAAUCAUUGUGGUCCAUAGAUCAAUACUUUGAGUUUGUUCUGGUGCUCAUGUUCAGUACAGGCUUGUCUUUUCAGGUACCUGUUAUACAAUUUCUAUUAGGACAAGUUGGAUUGGUGUCUGGAGACCAGAUGCUAUCAGUUUGGAGGUAUGUGGUGGUUGGCGCAGUAGUGGCAGCUGCGAUAGUUACACCAUCCACCGAUCCUCUCACUCAAGUUCUUCUAGCAGGACCCUUGUUAGGUCUUUACCUAGGGGGUGCAUGGGCAGUCAAGCUUACAGGACGGUGACUUUAGUCCCACAAUAUGUGCUACAAUGUUUCAGUUUGAACAGAUGUUAAUGUACAUUCACACAUAUAAUGUAUAUUUUACUAGUGCCAGAGCAUUACACUUCCUAUAUUUUGAUUUGUUUAGUCA
This is a messenger RNA of Lotus japonicus, 1281 nucleotides long. Its product is annotated as sec-independent protein translocase protein TATC, chloroplastic. Bases 115 to 1155 code for a protein of 346 amino acids. Gene Ontology annotation, cellular component: membrane; TAT protein transport complex. The transcript has 4 exons. Gene Ontology annotation, molecular function: proton motive force dependent protein transmembrane transporter activity. Gene Ontology annotation, biological process: intracellular protein transmembrane transport; protein transport by the Tat complex. NCBI's taxonomy places the organism in Eukaryota, Viridiplantae, Streptophyta, Magnoliopsida, Fabales, Fabaceae. The record is from RefSeq and is a predicted model, not a curated record.